Labrus mixtus (cuckoo wrasse) is the source of this 4163-nucleotide messenger RNA. RefSeq names its product protein phosphatase 4, regulatory subunit 4 (gene ppp4r4). The transcript has 25 exons. Gene Ontology annotation, molecular function: protein phosphatase regulator activity; protein binding. Bases 896 to 3946 code for a protein of 1016 amino acids. Lineage: Eukaryota; Metazoa; Chordata; Actinopteri; Labriformes; Labridae. Gene Ontology annotation, cellular component: protein serine/threonine phosphatase complex; cytosol. The record is from RefSeq and is a predicted model, not a curated record.
CACACACACACACACACACACACACACACACACACACACACACACACACACACACACACACACACGCACAGGUGAACUCUGAACGUGUGUGCGGUUCGGCACAGCUCGGUUCCGCCCUCCGUGUGGGAGCAGACAGACCCAACAGACAUUUUGAGGAGAGGAGAGCUGGUCGUGCAUCUCGUUGGGAACAGUCUCCUCUCACGUUGUUUGAGGUUUACAGAUGAGCCCCUGCACGUUUUGAACGCAGUUUGACGUGACGUGGUCUCCAUUCUGCUGUCUUCAGUGUUUAGCCUACUCACUUUACACCGACCUGAGGAGGAGUGUGGAUGUAGACUCUCAUCUUUAAUGGUUUUUAUCAUCUUAUUCAACAGCCUCAUUAAUGAUGCUGACAUGCAGGAUGGCUGUGAAACGGAAGAGUUAAAACGCUACUUUUCUAAACGGAUUCUGGUUUCUUCUGGAUUCUGGAUCCUGCUGAUGGUGAGUGACAGCAGCUGGAGGUGGGAUCUGUCCGACAGAUACCCGUCAGGAAAGUGGCGUUUUCAUUGAAACUACGGCAGCCGGGACGGGUUAAUGUACGCCGAACUGAAGCCUGGGUGCUGCUGGUCUGUUCGGUGUUUCACUUUGGACCUCUCACUCAGACUUUCAACUUCACAUUGAAGAAGAGUUUUUAUUAUAUUUUGUGAAGGGAGUCUGGUGUGACGUUCUUCCGCCCGCACGGAUCGAGUCGGGAUCUCCUUGGAAACGGUUAGUGACCCCCCCCCCCCCCCCCCCCACACACACACACACACACACAUCCCGCCCCCUCAGGGAUGGUCGGUGCUGAGGCCCCCCUGCUCUCCCUCUAACACCAGUGGCUGACGGGGACGGUUCCGGUUCCGGACGGUUCCGGGUCCAGAUGUUCUCCGGCAGGAUGACCGGGAGUCAGUCCAGCCUGCUGCUCGCGCAGCUUGAAGAGCUUCACGAGCUCGCGUUCAUCGAGAGGCCGAUCCGCAGGAGCCUCAAGACGGCCGAGGAGAUCGAUCAGCUGACUGUGGAUGAAGACCUAAACGACAUCGAGAGAGCUGUGUACCUGCUCAGUGUGGGUCAGGAGGUGCAGAGAGCAAGUGUCAUCAGUAACCUGCCAAUCCUCGUCCGCCAGAAUCCUGCUGAGACAUUUCGUCGGGUUGUUCCCAAGGUCCGGGAGGUCCUGAACGGAGCUGGAGUAGAGAUCCAACUCGCAGCAGCAGCCUCUUUUUUAACGAUUCUGCAAGAUGACAUAAUCCUGAUCCACACCCACACCUACUCCAUCUUAAAGACAGUCCUGCUGCACCUGCACCACCGAGACACAGUGGUGAGCAAUGCCUGGUUGGAAACUUUGCUGUCAGCCAUCAACGCUCUGCCCAAAGAGACGAUCAAACAGGAGGUGCUGAACCCUCUCCUCUAUCAGUCUCAGCUGUCUCACUCUCUUCAGGCUCGUCUGUCCAGUUGUCGUAUUUUAGGGAAAGUCGCCUGCAAGUUUGAUUCUCACAUGGUGAAGAAUGAGCUGCUCCCAUUGGCUCGGUCCUUGUGUCAGGAUGUGGAGUUCGAGGUGCGAGCCUGUAUGUGUCGCCAGCUGGAGAGCAUCGCCCGGGCGACAGGGGUUGACGACACUCGAACCGAGCUGCUUCCUGAACUGGUGGAGCUCGCUGAAGACGAGGAGAGCAACGUCCGCCUCGCCGCCUUCGACACCAUCAUCAACUUGAUGGAGAUGAUGGACAGCGACGACAGAGUCCAUAUCGUGGUUCCCCUGGUGAUGUCAGUGUGCGAGGAGGCGACACCGGCGGACAAAGCCGUCCUGGUAUCUCUGUCGUUCCAGUUUGGGAAGCUCUGCAGCGGACUGGAGGGCUUCCUUUCAGACGAGCAGAAGAGCCGGUUGCUGCAGAGGUUUAGGGUUCUGUGUGUCGCUGGUCUGCAGACUGAGGGGAACCAGACUGAAGGCAGCAACGAGUCCAUCCUGGUCCGCUGCAACUGCUGCUACAACCUGCCUGCCAUGGUGGUGUUUGCUGAAACAGCUCACUUCCUGUCAGAGCUCUACCCGUCUUUCUCCAGUCUCUGUUGUGACCCAGAGGUCAGCGUUCGACGAAGUGCUGCGGCCGGUUUCCACCAGGUGGUCAAGCUGCUUGGUUCAAACGUCCAGCUGGUCCACAAAGAGCUGCUGGCUCUUCUGCAGGACGACGCUCUGGAGGUGUUGGACGCUCUGAUGAAUCACCUGGAGGAAACUCUGGAGGCGGUCCUUUCCAGAGGAGAGAAUGUGACGCUGGACAAUAAGAUCCCUGAGCUCUUGGCGGCUCUGCUGUUAGCGGAGCAGAAGGUUGGAUGUUCCCUGCGUUGGCGGCUCCACGAGAAGCUGCUGCAGCGUUACAGCUACCUGGCCCGACUGCUGCCCGGAGAAGUGCUGCACCAGAGCUUCUCCCCUCGCAUCUUCGUCAUCCUCACCACCAACAAGGUGUUGCCCGUUCAGAAGGAGGCGGCUCGGACCUUCUGCAUGUUCCUACGGUACAACCGGAAACACGAGCAGCGUCAGGAGAUGAUGGAGCGACUGAUCCAAGAUCUGGCUCAGGGGCGGAGCUACUGGAACCGUCUGAGAUUCCUGGACAUCUGUGAAAUGGCGACAGAGAUUUUCUCCAGAAAAUACUUCAACAAACACUUUCUGAUGCCAGCUCUAGAGCUCGUCCACGACCCCGUCGCCAACGUCAGGUACAAGCUCUGCCAGCUGUUACCCAGAUUGCGUUCAUCGCUCCGUCUGCCGGCUGACAAGCAGCUGCUGCAGCAGCUCGACUUCUGUGUCCAGAAGCUCCUCUGCAGAGAGAAAGACAAGGAUGUGGUGGCCACCAUCCGCAAGACAGUGUUGGAACUGGACAAACUGGACCUCACAGAGCCUUUUCACAAGAGACAGGAGAGGGAUCUACUGGACCAGAAGAAGGAGAAGGAGGAGACUCUACUGUUGGAGAUGGAACAGCUGGAGCGCCAACAGACAGACGGGAAACUGAACUCUGAUAAACAUACAGAGAGGAAACGAAGAGACAGCAAGACCAGUCUUUCAGCUACCAAAUCAAUGUCUGUGUCCUCAUCUGGAGCUGCCUUCUCCUCCUCCGGUAAAGAGAUGAGGAAGGCUAAGCUGUCGCGGAGUCGGUCCCUCAGCAGUCAGCCGACGAUAUCCAAAGCUGCCAACUCAGACAGACCUCUGAAAGGCAAAGAGCAGAGUGGUACAUCUGGAUCCGGGAAGUCCUCCAAUAAAGACGACUCUUUGAGGACUGCCCACUUCACCAUGGCAACCCAGUCCACCUCUUCCAUGCCGGUCCUGAUCCGCAGCAACACCACUGGCCUCCUAGACAGGGCCAGUGCACUAGAACACAGAAGUAGUAGUAGUACCAUGGAUCACAGGACAAGCACUCUAGAUCAGAGAGAUCAUAGAUCCAGUGCACUGGAUCACAGAACCAGUAACAUGGACCAUAGAACCAGUACCAUUGACCACAGAACAAGUACCAUGGACCACAGAACGAGUACCAUGGACCACAGAACGAGUACCAUGGACCACAGAACGAUUACCAUGGACCACAGAACCAGUACCAUGGACCACAGAACCAGUAACAUGGACCACAGAAAUGAUGGGAUGGACCACAGAACCAGUACUUUGGACCAUAGAACCAGUACUUUAGACCACAGAACCAGUACUUUGGACCAUAGGACCGGUACUUUAGACCACAGAACCAGUACAAUGGACCAUAGGACCAGUACUUUGGACCACAGAACCAGUAUUUUGGACCAAAGAGCCGGUUCCAUUGAUCAGAGAGACCAUAAAACCAGUACCUUGGACCAGCGUAGUAAAACGAUGGAUCGGAGCUGCGGGAUAAAGGACAGCCAGUCCAGAAAACUGUCGAUAAACAGGAAGUCAAACUCUUUCACCAUCCAAUCAGCACGAGACUGAAGAUGAUGUCAUGAUACCGCUACCAGGGAAUCAACAAAUCAGCUUCAGGAGUUGAAGGAUGAAUGCACGACUCAGAAUGUUACCCGGAAUGCACCAGGCAGAGACAGUCUGAAUACUGUUUGAAAAUACUGAGCUGCUUUUAUUUUCUUAACACCAUACUGUAAUGAUUUCCUGCUGCCCUCUGAUUGGCUCAGUAAAGUCCACACAUACAAACUAA